AUGAACGUUCCCCCACAAGACACGAGUUCCGGUGACAAUGUUCCAUCUGGGAACUACCAGCUUGCUCUACCGUCUCCAUCCCGGACACGAGUGGACGCACAGACCCACGCAACCCGAUUGGUGCAUACGAUAUUGAAUGCUCCAUUUAUAGAUCCGGCUCACUUGACCACACAGCUCUCAUAUGUGCAGUUUACCAACGCAGAGGAUCUGUGGAGAAACAGUGCUUUGCUUUAUCACGCUGCUGGAGCGCUAAUUGACUGCAUAGGAAGGAGGGCAGUUGAAAAUCCGCAGUCCACCCUUGUAAAUUCAUUCCGUCUCGAGGACACCGUUCGGAGUGCCCAGACUCUUGAAGGUAGGAUCAAUAGCCUACUCCGUGUUCUCUCCAGCCUCCAAGACAAGCAAGAUGACUAUCAAAAGGUCUUACUCCUCUGGAACGAAGCAUCUGAGGCGCUUGACAACCUCCAAGAAAUCUGGCGGCACCGUGCAGAUGUUGCUAAUCUCUUGAGUCGGCAACAUGGACCCCAUCCUCCCUCAUUCACAGAUGUUCAAGAGGCCAUGGGGCAGAUUUUGAGUGCAAUUCAGGGAGGAGGUCACAUGGAGGAAGUAGAUGGGGAUCCAGUGAACGAGGAAUAA
Tremella mesenterica DSM 1558 is the source of this 633-nucleotide messenger RNA. RefSeq lists its product as uncharacterized. Bases 1 to 633 code for a protein of 210 amino acids. The transcript is spliced from 2 exons. The record is from RefSeq and is a predicted model, not a curated record. Lineage: Eukaryota; Fungi; Basidiomycota; Tremellomycetes; Tremellales; Tremellaceae.